AAACAGCUUGCAAGAAAAACAAAAAAAAAAAUUGUAUUUCUAUUUCUAUAGAGAACUUUUGUACAUUUUGUAAAUUUUUAAAAAGAAACACACACACAAAAACAAGACACUAACCACCCAUUAAUAGUACUAAGAAGACUAAAUAAGUGACUAAGAUGAACAAACCAAAAGAAGCGGAUUGUAACGAGCCAGCUCAGAAACUGACCGAACCCAUCUGUGAGCCACCGUUAUCGCCGGUGGUUCGCGCCCGUGGUUCCGUCGUUGGCACCUACGCCUUCUAUCAAAAGAAGCAAAUGGCUCAACAGCUAAACGAUAGCGAUGACAAGGCCGAGCAGAACAACGAGAUGAACAAGUUGGACAAAACAAACAUAAUGGAUAUAGACCAGAAGGCGGGAGUCGGCGAGGAAGCCCUGCUACCCUGGCCACCACACAAUCGCUAUCGCAGCAUGGGCGAGCUGCUGGGUAUUGUCCAGUCCAAUGGACGUAUUCAAAGUCUAUUCAUGUCACGACUAGCUAUGGCCUUCAUGCGCAUUUUCAGGCGCUAGCCCAUCAACAGCUAUCUGAAGU
Messenger RNA from Scaptodrosophila lebanonensis, 567 nucleotides. RefSeq lists its product as uncharacterized. The transcript has 2 exons. NCBI's taxonomy places the organism in Eukaryota, Metazoa, Arthropoda, Insecta, Diptera, Drosophilidae. The record is from RefSeq and is a predicted model, not a curated record. The coding region runs from base 156 to 545 and encodes 129 amino acids.